Nilaparvata lugens (brown planthopper) is the source of this 1821-nucleotide messenger RNA. It is a transcript of the gene fbl, whose product is annotated as pantothenate kinase 3. The coding region runs from base 347 to 1546 and encodes 399 amino acids. Gene Ontology annotation, molecular function: ATP binding; pantothenate kinase activity. The record is from RefSeq and is a predicted model, not a curated record. NCBI's taxonomy places the organism in Eukaryota, Metazoa, Arthropoda, Insecta, Hemiptera, Delphacidae. The transcript has 10 exons. Gene Ontology annotation, cellular component: cytosol; nucleus. Gene Ontology annotation, biological process: coenzyme A biosynthetic process.
AAUCACUCACCAGUCAUGCAGCAGUUUAGCUGAGAGAAGACGCGCUUAUAUGUAGGAUGCAAUAGUAUUCUUCCCCUAGUUCUCAUUUUUCAUCUGUGAAUGAUUCAUGUUGUGAGGUGUCUCUGUAUGUGCUAGGCCUAGGACACACAAGGUGUGCACGGUUCUCAUCUCUUCUGGUUCACGGGUUUUCAUUGUGAACAAGGCUUUCUGUUGUUGGGUUGGUAAUUUGCGCGAGUGACGGAGGUGGAUGAAGAUCCAGUAGUUGAUUGGCGGAGGAUUGGCUCAACUAAAAGCCUGCAUUUUCAUCAAACUUGUUCAGUCGGUGUCAGACAUCCGCGCUCUCACCAUGAAUCUGUUCGGUUGCGCCGAUAUUUCCUUAUUCGAUUCUUUCACAAUCAUGGGUCCCCACAGCUGUAAGGACUACAUGCCAUCUCCAGGCAUGGCCAGUAGUAACAGUAGUAAUUCACUGAAUGGUGCACAUCACUACGAAAUGAUGGGAUUACCAUCGAUGCCCAUGCCAUGGUUCGGAAUGGAUAUUGGAGGCACCCUCUCCAAGCUUGUGUAUUUCGAGCCCAAAGAUAUGACUGAUGACGAAUCUGAUUCAGAAAUAGAAACACUGAAAAAUAUCAGGAGAUAUUUAACGAAAAACUCAGCCUACGGCUCAACAGGUCACCGGGAUAUCCACCUUCAGAUGGAUAACGUGCAAGUUGGUGGAAGAACAGGAACCCUCCAUUUUAUCCGUUUUCCAACAUCAGAAAUGGGAAAUUUCCUGGAGCUUGCCAAGAGCAAAGGCAUGGCAACUCUAAUAACCACCGUCUGUGCUACGGGAGGUGGAGCCUAUAAGUUUGAAGAUAGCUUUAGAAGGGAAGUAAACAUGAAGCUGGCAAAGUUCGAUGAGUUGGACUCUCUAAUCAGAGGAAUGCUCUACGUUGAAACCAACAAUCCUCGCGAAUGCUAUUACUGGGCGAAUCCCACUGAUUCCGACCGAUGUCAUAAGGUCGCUUAUGACUUCUCCAAACCAUAUCCGUUCCUAUGUUUAUGUUACAGCUUAGGAGGAGGUACAUUCCUGGGAUUAUGCUGCCUGCUAACAGGUUGCAAUUCGUUCGAAGAGGCCAUAGAGCUGGCAUCUGGAGGUGACAAUUCGCAUGUCGACAAGUUUGUCAAGGACAUCUAUGGUGGAGACUACCAGAGGUUCGGUCUACCAGGCGAUCUUGUUGCUAGCAGUUUCAUGGGUCUGUACAGCUUUGGACAGAUGAACUCCAAGGAGAAGCGUGCGUCGGUGUCACGUGAGGACCUCGCCCGCGCCACCCUCGUCACCAUCACUAACAACAUCGGCUCCCUCGCCAGGAUGUGCGCCAUCAACGAAAAAGUCAACAGGGUAGUGUUUGCCGGAAAUUUCUUGAGAGUAAAUCCAAUUUCAAUGAAACUGCUCGCUUAUGCUAUGGAUUACUGGUCCAAUGGAACGCUUAAGGCCCUCUUUCUUGAACAUGAGGGCUACUUUGGUGCAGUGGGCUGUUUGCUGGCGUUCAAUGAAGAGGUCAGCUGAAAAAACUGUCUCACCUGUCUUUCACCUGCUGCUUUGUGCUUUUUAUUUUCGAACUGAGUGAAAAUUGAAGCCAUCGCAGUAAAACUAAGCCUGUGGGACUCAGCUACAAGUUGAUAAAAUGUGAUAUUUUCUCCCAAAAACGCUCCUCCAAACUAUAUGGUUAUAUAGUUACUGUACUCCAAACUACAUCUCCAAAACGGGGCUUUGUCGAACAUUCUCUAUAAGUCAAAGAUCAUCUGUCAAAGAUUUUUAAUAUAAGUCACACAUCUAAUUUA